Molecule: messenger RNA, 1392 nt
Organism: Callorhinchus milii (elephant shark)
Lineage: Eukaryota; Metazoa; Chordata; Chondrichthyes; Chimaeriformes; Callorhinchidae
Gene: rims3
Product: regulating synaptic membrane exocytosis 3
Exons: 8
Coding region: 434-1360 (308 amino acids)
Biological process (GO): calcium ion-regulated exocytosis of neurotransmitter; regulation of synaptic plasticity; positive regulation of synaptic transmission
Cellular component (GO): cytoskeleton of presynaptic active zone; presynaptic membrane
Molecular function (GO): transmembrane transporter binding; small GTPase binding
Source: RefSeq, a predicted model, not a curated record
GUGAGCUGGUGUGAUUUUGUGUGUGUGCGUGUGUGUGUGUGUGUGUUGCAGUUCUGUGUGCCAGGAAUGGCCACUUGAAGCUGUGUACUGUUGAACAGUGCUGCCUGCAUCGUUCACUCCGCUGUUCUGGAUUUGGGAUGGGAGCAAAGUGAGAUUUAGAUCUUUGGAUCAGCUCUUCAUUUGUGAAUCAACAGGAGGUGUACCUGUGAGCAUCUGAGGCCAUUACCUCAGUCACUUCAUCACAGUCCAUUCAUCCAUAGCAACAGAAUCUCUUGAAGGAACUCAGUAAAAGGCCAGAAUCCAAUCGAGGAGUCCAGGGAGUUUAUCUACGAAAUAGCGGAUCCCAGGCCAACACAUCUUUGUUGUCAUUUCAGAAAGGCCACAGACCCAAGCCGCAGCGAAGGUAGAACGAGGUCCGCUUCAAGGAGACAAAAUGUACAACGGCGGCACGAGUCCAGCGGCCAGGAACGUGGUGCGGAGUUCCAGCAUAAGCGGCGAGAUGUACGAAAUGGAGAAAGCCAACAGCACCCAGAACGAUGCCACCGUGCAGACGGGCAUCAAGAAGAGGAGGUCCAGCCUCGGUGCCAAAAUGGUGGCGAUUGUUGGCCUUUCGCAGUGGAGCAAAAGCACAACUCAACUGAACCAGUCAGAAGUUGGUCCCAAGAAGUUACGCAGCAACAUCCGGAGAAGCACCGAGACCGGGAUCGCUGUGGAAAUGCGGAACCGGGUCACGAGGCAGGGAAGCCGUGAGUCCACAGACGGCAGCACCAACAGCAACAGCUCUGAUGGGAAUUUGGUUUUCCCCACGGCUCGGCUGGGAGCAGACGGACAGUUCAGUGAUUUCUUGGACGGGCUGGGACCAGCACAGCUGGUGGGCCGACAGACACUAGCAACCCCCUCAAUGGGUGAUAUUCACAUUGGUGUGAUUGAUCGCAGCGGGCAGCUGGAAGUGGAGAUUUUCCAGGCUCGAGGACUGAUACCAAAGCCCGGCUCCAAAACCCUGCCAGCUCCCUACAUCAAGGUGUAUCUACUGGAAAAUGGUGUGUGUAUAGCAAAGAGGAAAACCAAGAUUUCUAGGAAGACUGUGGACCCUCUGUAUCAGCAGCCCCUGAUGUUUGAGGAGAGCCCCCAGGGCAAGGUGCUACAGGUAAUAGUCUGGGGCGAUUAUGGUCGAAUGGACCACAAGUAUUUUAUGGGGAUGGCCCAGAUCCACCUGGAGGAACUGGAUCUGUCCAACAUGGUGACCGGCUGGUACAAGCUCUUCCCCACGUCAUCACUGGUGGACUCGACCGUUGCUCCCAUCACUCGCCGUCUCUCACAGUCCUCGCUGGACAGUGCCACGAGUCCCACCUGUCACUAGGCCCCCUCACCCCCACCACACACACACAUACA